AUGUCGAUGGCUGAAGUUGUAGAUGAUAAGAACAGUCUCCGGGUUGUGGGAGGCACCAAUUCCAGUGCCUUUCAGUUUCCCUACCAAGUAGCUAUAUUCCUCCAUAAGCAUCUGGAUCGUGGGUACUCGUUCUGUGGCGGGUCGGUAAUAUCACCAAAUUAUGUUCUUACUGCCGCCCAAUGUUUUCGGAAACACACCAUAAGCACAAUCAACCUGCUAUUUGGCGCGAGAAAUGUCAGUAAUUGGGAACCGGGCCAUUACUGGAUAACUUUAAGGGGAUCCGCCGCAAUUGUACACGAAGAUUACGACCUGGAAACUCGAAACAACGAUAUUGCCCUUAUUAAAUUAGACGAGGAACUCCAAUUCGACGAGGCGAUUCAGCCGGUUCGGUUGCCAGAAAACGACAAUGACGAUUAUGUUGGCAAAACUGGCACUAUAGCAGGUUGGGGUCACUACAAGGAAGACGAAUUCGGAAUUUCCCCCUGGAUGAAUUUCGUUAAUGUCACCGUCAUGUCAAACGAGGAGUGCAAAACUUAUGACUAUGAUUUUGACCAACUGGUAACAUCCAAUAAUCUGUGUUCUUCGGGUGAAGGAGUGCUAUCCCUGUGCGAAGGCGACUACGGUGGCCCUUUGGUUAUCGAUGGAGUGCAAGUUGGUAUCAUGUCCUGGUAUUGGGACGAACAGGGAACCUGCUUCUUGUCAAUGCCCAGCGUGUACGCGAACGUGGCCGCAUAUAGAUCUUGGAUUAAAGAGCAUUCGGGUAUCUAAAAAAUCUUCUAAAAAUUAAAAAAUAUAUUUUUUUGUAUUUUAUGUCAUGUUAGUUUUCCUUCAGAGAAACCAAGAAAAUUAACAAAAAUUUGGAAUUUUAAACUAAACCUCCUAUAUAUUGAACAAGAACGGAUCCUAUGCAAAUUCUCAAGUACCUUUCAUUAAAAUCUGCCUACUGUAAACGUAUACAUUUUUUUUAUUUAAAACAAGUUAAUCACGGUUUUCAAAUGCUGGUGAAUUCUAAAUAAUAAGCAUAUUAGUAGUUAAAAUUGUUGGUCCAUUGUUAUAUUUAAAACAAAAAUUAUUUAAAACAAAAAUUACUAUUACCCAAUUAUUCGAGAGAUGUUUUCCGUAGACAAACGUAUAAUAUAUAACACUUUUAUUAAUUUCCUUAGACACUCAUUUACUAAUAUAUACAAUUUGGUUUAAAUAGUGCAGGAUAUACGAAUCUAUAAUAAAAUAUGGUGCUUCCGAGUCUGAAAGUCUACCAACCUCCCUUAUAAUAAAAUUCGUUAAAAGAUGCAGCUUAGACAAACUUUGAUUUUAAUUUAAUCUGUCGACACAACCGCAGUCAUUCCCUUAAUUCGAAUGUAGACUAAUUGUGAGUUAUGAUACGUUGAAACGUUUUAUGACUGGGUGUCAAAGUUAAGAAUGUAGGACCCUCGCUGACAAUCGAUUGAGUAAUGGGCUCCCUUGGCAGACGUAUUUAAUGAGAAAAAUGAGUCGAUUCAAUCAGUCUUAAUUUAAACCUUGUCUGCGAAAGGGUAUUUUACCCACUAUGACCGGGCAUAUACAGGGUAGCUCGUUACGGCGGAAUCCACUGUGUAACUCCAUAAGCUUGUUUUAUUGACAAAUUUUGAAUGCAAAAUCGGUUUGUACGAAAGAGCUGCUUGAAAAAAAAAUUUCUAACAGAACCAACCAACCAAACUUUGAUAUUUUAAGUGGUACAAAUGUGUAUUAACUCAACAUACCACAACAACAAAAAUAAGGGUAACAUUAGCAAAUAAGUCAAAUGGCUUUUAAUUCGAUCCUUUAAGCGACGAAUUUACAAAUGUUGUUGAGACUUGGA
Messenger RNA from Cylas formicarius (sweet potato weevil), 1837 nucleotides. RefSeq names its product trypsin delta-like. Gene Ontology annotation, biological process: proteolysis. The transcript has 3 exons. Gene Ontology annotation, molecular function: serine-type endopeptidase activity. The record is from RefSeq and is a predicted model, not a curated record. The coding region runs from base 1 to 768 and encodes 255 amino acids. Lineage: Eukaryota; Metazoa; Arthropoda; Insecta; Coleoptera; Brentidae.